Molecule: messenger RNA, 2502 nt
Organism: Lachancea meyersii CBS 8951
Lineage: Eukaryota; Fungi; Ascomycota; Saccharomycetes; Saccharomycetales; Saccharomycetaceae
Source: the annotation of a GenBank genome assembly
AUGCUAUUUGGAGUGCGUUUGGCUAACCAGAUGUAUCCACCUUGGAAAAACUCGUACAUGGACUAUGAAAGGCUCAAGAAACUUUUGAAAGAAUCGGUCAUCGAGAAGUCGGACUUUUCAAGCAAAAAGUCCAGCCGUCGGGAGAACACAUGGACCGAAAAAGAUGAAUCUGAGUUUGUCACGGUCCUCGACGCAGAGCUCGAAAAAGUGUACAGCUUCCAAAGCUCCAAGUUCAGCUCGAUCAUGGAUAAAUUGACUAGUCUAGAGCGCAAAACGGAUGACGAAGAGGCCAUCAAGACCCUCGACUUCAAGGGCUUUCAGCACAUUCUCGAGGAUGCGCUAAGCGAGGCUCAGGAACUGGACAACUUUUGUCGCGUGAACUUCACAGGUUUCAUCAAGAUCGUCAAAAAACACGACAAACUUCAUCCCAAGUACCCCUCCGUCAAAUCUUUGUUGCAAGUUAGACUGAAAGAACUUCCUUUCAACUCCGAGGAGUACUCUCCCUUGCUCUACAAGAUUUCAUAUCUGUACAAUAUCUUGAGAACGAACUCCCCAGCGGUGUCAUCGUCUCUGGCUACUUCUGCUAAAUUAUCCAGCGUCAACAACCAAGAAGAGAGCUCUUUUCAAAGCUACACGUUUUGGGUCCACCCUGAUAAUGUCAUGGAAGUGAAAACCCGAAUUUUAAGACAUUUGCCUGUUUUGGUGUAUGCUUCCCCUCCAAACGAGAACAGCGACUUGAUCGAUAGGGUGGAAACCUCCAUCAUGAACUCUGACCAGUCUUACGGGGCUCCUUCGAGUAGUAGCAGUGUAUCUGACGCCGAUCCUUUGAACACAAAGGGUUACGACCCUGUUGUGAGGGCCAUCUACUUCGAUAACGAUUCAUUUGAGCUUUACAACAAUAAACUUUUGAAGUCCAGUUCUAAUCCAACUCUUCGAUUGCGUUGGUCUGGAAAACUAGCCGACAAGCCCGAAAUUUUUCUGGAGAAAAGAACGCUGAUCGAAGAUCACAAUACGGGUAUUUCUGACUUUGAAGAGACGCGGCUGAAGCUCAAGCCUAAGUUUAUCAAGGGUUUUAUCUUUAACGGCGACCAAGAAUACAAAGAAAAGAGUCUAAAGAAGCUCAAAGAUCGUGGAUCUGCAGAUGCCGAAGCUAACAAAUGGAGCAACGACUUUGAUACUAUCCAGCGAUUUGUGCUUGAAAACGAGCUGCAGCCGGUGUUGAGAACAAUGUACACGAGAACUGCUUUUCAGAUUCCCGGCGAUGAACGCAUCAGAAUCAGCAUCGACUCGGAUCUCAUGUACAUCAGGGAAGAUUGUCUUGACGAGAACAAUCCAAUCAGAAACCCAAAAAGCUGGCACAGAUCUGACAUAGACACUAACAUUUCAAAUCCUUUGAAAUUUUUGAGACCUGGUGAGUUUUCUAAAUUUCCGUACGCGGUCUUAGACAUUAGAAUCAGAAACCCAGUCACUGCUUCCAGUAAUCAAACGAGAGAAAACAUGCAGGCUCAGCUUCCCGGUAAGCACGCAAAGUGGGUGGAAGAGUUAACUAACUCACAUCUUGUCAAAGAGGUCGCAAACUUCUCGAAGUACGCUCAAGGUGUUGCCUCGCUUUUUGGGGAGGAUGAAAAUUUGGAUAUGCUGCCUUUCUGGCUACCAGAUGUCGAGAGUGACAUCAGAAAAGACCCCAAACAAGCUUACGAGGAAGAAAGAAGGAAGCUUGAAGAACAGAAGGCAAACCAAGCUCGACUUGACAAGUUGAAACGCUUGUCCACUGUCCAGGGUCCAUCCAGUGAGGCUUUUGCGUCUUCUCCAGCAGAAACGUCACCAAAAGUCGAGGAAAGAGAGCCUGAUUUGGAAGAUGCAGAGUCUUCUGAAGAUGAGGGACCUUUAUCUGUCCCUGCAACUCGCAAGAAGCGCGAGCAUAACGCCAAUAUUUUCGAUGUUUUAGUUGGCAGACCCGGCAAAAUUGCUGAUAUUGACUCGGAGGAUGAGGAGGUAGAGUUACCACCUGGAGUCAAGAAACCAACAUCCUACCUGAAAAACGCUGGUCCGGUUAAGGUAGAGGCGAAGGUGUGGCUAGCUAACGAAAGAACUUUUAACAGGUGGUUGUCUCUAACUACCUUGAUGAGCGUUCUUACGUUCUCGAUCUACAACUCGGUAAGAAAAGCACAACAUCCCGAAUUGGCCAAAUUCGUUGCCUAUGUUUAUUUUGGUAUCACUAUUUUUACUGGUCUAUGGUCGUACCACACUUACACUAGACGUCUGGAGGUGAUUAGAGCUAGGAGUGGCAAACACUUGGACGCGCCUUUAGGACCGCUGCUGGUUGCAACUGUUGUUGUUAUCACGCUAAUUGUAAAUUUCGUGAUUGCGUUCAGGGAUGCAGCUCAAAGGAGACAAGAGCAUGUCAUGGCUCUAUCUGUAGAUGGACAACAUCAAUUGCCUGCUCUCGCCAGACAGGUCCAACAGCUUGUCUUCUCACUUGUUGGCGCGCAGCAGACUUGA